GUAAUCAUGGUAAGCUGUUUGGUGCUGUAUUUGUAGCUGUAGAUCAUAAAAAUCUGAAUUCCCAUUUCUCAAAUCUUGCUGGAACCGGAAAUCCAAUCAUUUUGCGGCGACUCUUAGCCUCAAGUAGCCGGAGAAUCAGUCACCGUAGACUUCCCAGUCCCAAAAAAUAAAUUAAAAAUCACCGAGCUUCUUUUUCUUUUUUUCUUUAACAAAAAAUUAGGAAAAAAAAGGCAGAGCUUGCUUCGGAUCGGAAAGAAACGAAACGAAACGAAAAGGAUGAGAAGCGUAAAUAAUAACAGCGUGGAGACCAUAAACGCCGCAGCCACUGCUAUCGUCUCCGCAGAGACUCGCGUCCAGCCCACCGCCGUUCCGAAAAGAAGAUGGGGAAGUUGCUGGAGCAUUUACUGGUGCUUUGGAUCUCAUAAAAACAGCAAGCGGAUUAGCCAUGCUGUCCUUGUUCCUGAGCCAGUGGUACCAGGAGCUGCAGCCCCUGCUAAUGAAAACCCAAACCCCUCAACAGCUAUUUUACUACCCUUCAUUGCCCCUCCCUCUUCUCCUGCAUCCUUCCUGCAAUCGGAUCCUCCCUCUGCUACCCAAUCACCAGCUGGAUUACUGUCCCUCACUUCUCUUUCUGUCAAUGCCUAUUCACCGGGUGGAACUGCAGCAAUUUUUACUGUAGGUCCUUAUGCAUAUGAGACACAGUUAGUCUCUCCCCCUGUAUUUUCUACCUUCACCACCGAACCAUCUACUGCUCCUUUCACUCCCCCUCCUGAAUCCGUGCAACUGACAACACCUUCAUCCCCUGAAGUGCCAUUUGCUCAACUGCUAACAUCUUCACUUGACCGCGCUCGUAGAAACAAUGGGACCAGUCUGAAGUUUGCAUUAUCCCAUUAUGAAUUCCAGCCUUAUCAACAGUACCCAGGAAGCCCUGGUGGUCACCUCAUAUCACCUGGUUCGGCAAUCUCAAAUUCUGGAACAUCAACUCCUUUCCCUGAUAGACGCCCUAUCCUAGAGUUCCGCAUGGGGGAGGCUCCAAAACUCUUGGGCUUUGAACAUUUUUCAACUCGUAAAUGGGGUUCAAGGCUUGGUUCUGGAUCUUUGACCCCAGAUGGUGUGGGGGUAGGUUCAAGGCUAGGUUCUGGAUCUUUGACCCCAGAUGGUGUGGGGCUGGGCUCAAGGUUGGAUUCUGGAUCUUUGACACCUGAUGCUAUGGGCCCUGCCUCUCGAGACAGUUUCCUUCUGGAGAACCAGAUUUGUGAAAUGGCAUCCCUCGUCAACUCAGGAAAUGGAUGUCAAAAUAAUGGAACUAUAGUUAAUCACAGAGUAUCAUUUGAGUUGACUGGGGAAGAUGUUGCGCGCUGUCUUGCAAAUAAAUCCAUGACAUCUAUUAGAAACGUAUCAGAAGCUUCACAGGAUACAGUGGCAGAAGCCCCAAGUGAUAGAGAAAGGAUAAUAGCGGAUUCCAGGAAUUGUUGCGUGUUGUCUACUGGGGAAACAUCCAAUGAACUGCCUGAAAAAGCUUCUGAGGAAGGUGAGGAGCAGAGUUAUCGGAAGCAUCGUUCCAUUUCUCUUGGGUCAAUCAAAGAGUUCAAUUUUGACAACACAAAAGGAGAAGCGUCUGAUAAGCCCCCCAUUGACUCCGAGUGGUGGGCAAAUGAAAAUGUAACGGGGAAGGAAGCAAGGCCUGGCAGCAACUGGGCUUUCUUCCCAAUGCUGCAACCAGGGGUCAGCUGAUAUUAAGACUGUCCAACCUGGCUUAUCCUUCGCAACUUUGUGAAGAUUUCUGAUGCUAAAAUCACUAAUUCAUCAGAUGUAAAUCUGAUGGUAAUAGUUAGUGGAAGACAUAGCUUGGCAGUCCAGCGAAAAAGGCCAGAGGUGAGACUACUGUUUUGUAAAUCCUUUAUGACCCUGAAGACGAUGCAGAGAGGAAAUAGUUUGUUGGGAUAUUGUGUGGGUACUGAGAGAUCAUUCUUUUUAGUAUUUCAUUACCUGAUGUAUACAAGAAACAUCAUUCACGUAUAGGUAUUAUGUUGUGGAUUAUUACUUGUCAUAUGUAAUAAUAAGAAAGAUAAUUUGUCCAUACUAAGGAGCAGCUGUGACUUAUCUGA
Messenger RNA from Alnus glutinosa, 2108 nucleotides. RefSeq lists its product as uncharacterized. The transcript has 2 exons. Bases 277 to 1734 code for a protein of 485 amino acids. Lineage: Eukaryota; Viridiplantae; Streptophyta; Magnoliopsida; Fagales; Betulaceae. The record is from RefSeq and is a predicted model, not a curated record.